Molecule: messenger RNA, 2034 nt
Organism: Cucumis melo (muskmelon)
Lineage: Eukaryota; Viridiplantae; Streptophyta; Magnoliopsida; Cucurbitales; Cucurbitaceae
Product: beta-amylase 1, chloroplastic
Exons: 4
Coding region: 129-1766 (545 amino acids)
Biological process (GO): polysaccharide catabolic process
Molecular function (GO): beta-amylase activity
Source: RefSeq, a predicted model, not a curated record
CAUUUCUAAUCCAAUUCAAAAAUUCCGAUAACAAAAAAGAAAAAAAAAGAAGAAAAAAACUAAAACCUACAAAUUUCCUUCCGAAAACUCAAGAACAAUCUUCAGCCGAUCAAGAACAAGAAGCUAAAAUGGCGCUCAUAUCAAUACAUCAAAUCUGCGCUCUGUUUCCGGCGACGAAUUGCAACGAUCAUUUAUCUCACUCCAGGGUACCGCCGAGUACGGCGGCGGUGAGGGCGGUCCCAGCGGCGGCGAUUUUGCGAUCUAGGUUUUCGAAUCGGGAAAGAGAAGAGGUAAUGUUAUCAUCAUUGGACAGAGUCGGACGGAGUUUCUCGUUGUCAUGCAGUGCUUCGACUGCGGCGGUAGAGGAGGAGGAGAAAGAAGGGAAUAGGAGUGGAGUGGGGGUGUUUGUGAUGAUGGCGUUGGAUAGUGUGACGAUGGGGAAUAAGGUGAACCGGAGGAAGGCGAUGGAGGUGAGUUUUCAGGCGAUGAAAGGGGCGGGAGUGGAGGGGGUUAUGGUGGAUGUGUGGUGGGGAUUGGUGGAGAAGGAAAGGCCCGGCGAGUAUAAUUUCGGCGGUUAUGAACAUCUUUUGGGUAUGGCGGCGAAAUAUGGGCUGAAAGUUCAGGCCGUCAUGUCGUUUCAUCAAUGUGGAGGGAACGUCGGCGAUUCUUGCACAAUUCCAUUACCGAAAUGGGUGGUGGAAGAGAUGGAGAAAGAUCCUGACCUUGCCUACACGGAUCAAUGGGGAAGAAGGAACUUAGAAUACUUAUCUUUAGGAUGCGAUAAUCUUCCUGUCUUAAAGGGCCGAACUCCCGUUCAAUGCUACGCCGAUUUCAUGCGUGCCUUCAAACACAACUUCAAUCAUCUCCUCGGCAAUACCAUCGUUGAAAUUCAAGUAGGGAUGGGACCAGCUGGGGAGCUUCGUUAUCCAUCAUAUCCAGAACAAAAUGGGACAUGGAGAUUCCCAGGCAUUGGAGCCUUUCAAUGUUUUGACAAAUACAUGCUAAGUAGCUUGAAAGCUGCAGCCAAUGUCGCUGGAAAACCUGAAUGGGGCUCGACCGGCCCAACCGAUGCUGGUCACUACAACAACUGGCCAGAAGACACCCAAUUUUUCAAGAAAGAAGGUGGAGGUUGGAACUCCACUUAUGGAGAAUUCUUCCUCUCUUGGUACUCCCAAAUCCUCCUUGAUCAUGGAGAUUCAAUACUUUCACACGCGUCUUCAAUCUUCAAACCUUCGAGUGUGAAGAUCUCGGUGAAGAUUGCAGGCAUUCAUUGGCAUUAUGGCACUCGGUCUCACGCCCCUGAGCUCACCGCAGGAUACUACAACACACGGUACCGUGAUGGUUACACACCAAUCGCGCAAAUGCUGGCUCGCCAUGGUGCCAUCUUCAACUUCACUUGUAUUGAAAUGCACGACCAUGAACAACCUCAAGAUGCACAAUGUUCUCCUGAGAAGCUAGUAAGGCAAGUGAAGUUGGCAACUCAAAAGGCUCAAGUCCCGCUCGCGGGGGAAAAUGCUUUGUCACGAUACGACGAGUACGCGUAUGAGCAAAUUGUAAGGGCGUCGAGAGAGAUGUGUGCAUUCACAUACUUGAGGAUGAAUACUCAGUUGUUUGAAGAAGAAAAUUGGAGAAGGUUUGUGGGAUUUGUGCAGAAAAUGAAAGAAGGAAAGAAUGGGCAUAGAAGUUGGGAAGAAAAGAAGAAGCAACAAGUUGAAAGGCUUGCGCCUAAUCUGCAAAGUGAGACUAAUUUGUUCCAAAGAGUUUAGUUUUGUUAAGCUAAUUAGGUUUUUAGCUUUCCACAUAUGGAAAAAUUAGGCCACCUUUUUAAACCCCACCACUCUAUUUUAUAAAAAAAAACUUAGUACCAAAACUUGUGGAAUGUGUAAAUUAUGGAUGGAAGCAAGUAGGUUUCUUGUUAAAGCAUAUUAAUUAGUAUAUAGUCGUCCAAUAUAAAUAAAGAAUAAUGGCAAAUUUGCCUCAUGUAUAGAGCUAUUGUUUUCAGAUAUAUAGCAGAAUUUAUCAUUUAUUUUGCUA